Molecule: messenger RNA, 6267 nt
Organism: Labrus mixtus (cuckoo wrasse)
Lineage: Eukaryota; Metazoa; Chordata; Actinopteri; Labriformes; Labridae
Gene: usp13
Product: ubiquitin specific peptidase 13
Exons: 21
Coding region: 154-2745 (863 amino acids)
Biological process (GO): protein deubiquitination
Molecular function (GO): cysteine-type deubiquitinase activity; protein binding; zinc ion binding
Source: RefSeq, a predicted model, not a curated record
ACCCCUCUGUCAUUUUAUUUUUAUGUUUUUUAGCGUCACAUCCCCCUGGUCGGAGGAAUGUAGACGGAGAGCUUUAAAAAUAGCAUCCUCUCCUCUGACAGCGCUGCUCCGGAGGCUCCGCAGCACUGUGGUGCGAGAAGCAGGAAUGCGAAGAUGGCUACAGACCUAGGAGAGCUGCUGGUCCCGUACAUGCCCACCAUUAGAGUGCCCAGGACAGGAGACAGGGUUUUCAAGAGCGAGUGCGCCUUUUCCUUCGACUCACCUGAGUCAGAGGGAGGCCUGUAUGUGUGUAUGAACACAUUCCUGGGCUUUGGACGAGAACACGUGGAGAGGCAUUAUCGCAAAACAGGACAGAGUGUUUACAUGCACCUCAAGCGACAUGUCAAAGAGAAAGCAACAGGAGCUGCAGGAGGCGCCAUCCCCAGACGAAGGAAUGGAAAAGUGUUUCUAGAUUUAGAGCUAAACCGUGACUUUAACGGUGAGGACUAUGAAUAUGAAGACGAGGCCAAGCUGGUCAUUUUUCCAGACCACUUCGAGAUCCCCUUACCAAAUAUUGAGGAGUUGCCCGCUCUGGUGACCAUCGCCUGUGACGCCGUGCUCAAUGCAUCAUCAGCCUACAAGAAGCAGGAGCCUGAAUCGUGGGAGGAGGAAAUCCAGGUAUCCAAACAUGCCAGGAGCCUCAGACAGCUCGAUAACGGGGUCAGGAUCCCACCCAGUGGUUGGAAGUGUCAGAAGUGUGAGAUGAGAGAAAACCUGUGGAUGAACCUCACGGAUGGAGCCGUGCUCUGUGGGAAGUGGUUCUUCGAUGGGAGCGGAGGGAACGGCCACGCCCUAGAGCACUUUAGAGAGACCAACCAUCCCCUGGCUGUCAAACUGGAUACCAUCACACCAGACGGAGCAGAUGUCUACUCGUUUGAGGAGGAAGAGGCCGUGUUGGACCCCCACAUAUCAGAACACUUGUCACACUUCGGAAUAGACAUGCUACAGAUGCAGAAAAGAACAGAAAACGGUCACAACACAGACAAUAACUCUCGGCCACGGGUAAGCGAAUGGGAGGUGAUCCAGGAGUCAGGCAUGAAGCUGAAAGCGGUGUUUGGUUCUGGUUACACGGGCAUCAAAAACCUGGGAAACAGCUGCUACCUCAGCACGGUGAUGCAGGUCCUCUUCAGCAUCCCUGACUUCCAGAGGAUGUAUGUGGGUAAUCUUCAGAGGAUAUUUGACUACUCACCCCUCGACCCCACGCAGGACUUUGCCACUCAAAUGGCUAAACUUGGACACGGACUUCUCUCAGGCCAGCACUCCAAACCACCCAUGAAAUCUGAGCUCAUUGAACAGGUGAUGAAAGAAGAACACAAGGUAUUAAACUGGCACCAGCAGAAGGGAGUCUCUCCCCGAAUGUUCAAGUCCCUAGUGAGCAGGGGACACCCAGAGUUCUCCUCCACCAGACAACAAGAUGCACAUGAGCUCCUCCUGCACGUCAUCAACCUGGUGGAGAGGAACAGUGCAGGCUCAGAGAACCCAAGUGACGUCUUCCGCUUCCUGGUGGAGGAGCGCACUCAGUGCUGCCAGACACGUCGGGUUCGUUACACACAGAGGGUAGACUACUGCAUCCAGCUGCCAGCCCCCUUUGAAGCAGCAACCAAUCGAGAGGAGCUGUUGGCAUAUGAGGCCAAGCUAAAGGACGCUGAGGAGAACAUGCGGGCUCCUCCUGAGCCAGUGAGAGCGCGGAUCCCCUUCACCGCCUGUCUGCAGGCUUUAACCGAGCCAGAAAACGUCCCCAACUUCUGGAGCUCAGCACUUCAGGCCAAGUCAGCUGGAGUCAAAACUUCCCGUUUUGCCUCCUUCCCAGAGUACCUGGUUCUGCAGAUCAAGAAAUUCACUUUCGGGGUUGACUGGGUGCCAAAGAAAUUAGACUUGGCCAUAGACGUUCCAGACUUCCUGGAUCUGAGCAGAAUGCGGGCCACAGGGCUGCAGACGGGCGAGGAGGAGCUUCCUGACCUCAUGCCUCCUAUCGUGCUACCUGAAGACACACGAGAUAACUCCAUGGGCUCUUUGGACUCUCCAGAAAUAGACGAGGCGGCAGUAAUGCAGCUGGCAGAGAUGGGCUUUCCGCUCGAGGCUUGUAGGAAAGCAGUCUACUACACAGGCAACAUGGGCCCUGAGAUGGCCUUUAACUGGAUCAUAGCCCACAUGGAAGAGCCUGACUUUGCAGAACCUCUCACUCUGCCCUCCAUGAUCGAUCCUGGUCCCUCCACCAGUGACAGCCCCAUGGGUGCGACCCCGCUGGAAAACUCGCCCCCUGAAGAGAGCAUCGCCAUUCUAACUUCCAUGGGCUUCCCCCGCACUCACAGCAUCACAGCACUCAAAGCCACGAACAAUAACUUGGAACGAGCGUUGGACUGGAUCUUCACUCACCCGGAGGAGGAGGAGAGUGACGCCCUCUCAGACAUGGCGGACACAGAGCCCAAUGACAACACUUUCUCAAACUCAAACUCACACAGUGACUCCACGCUGUCCCAAGACAGAGACUCGUCGGGCCCGCGGGUCAAAGACGGACCAGGACGAUAUGAGCUGUUUGCUUUCAUUAGCCACAUGGGAGCAUCCACCAUGUCUGGUCAUUAUGUUUGUCACAUCAAAAAGGAGGGAAGGUGGGUGAUGUUCAACGACCACAAAGUAUGUUUGUCAGAAAGGCCUCCAAAAGACUUGGGCUAUAUCUAUUUUUACCAUCGACUGUCCAGUGGUUAAAGUAAAUUCCCCCCCUCUCGCCUCCACCCUGCACCCUUUAAAAGAAAACACAUUUGUUCACCUGCAGAAGACUGGCAGACAACAUUAAUAACAACCACAGUGGAAAUGAUGUAAUACAACUUCCUUGACCAGCUGCUCGCCUUACCGUGAUGUCAUUCAGGAUCAACCAGGAACCUUGGUUCAAAAAAAAAAAGGGAAAGCAAUGUGCUCUUUUGUUAUGUUACGCUUUGAAUGUAUAUUUAAGUGUUUGUGUUUAAGAAAAGACAUUUUCUUGCCAGUGUAGGUGCAGAGGAAUGUGUGCAAUUUCUACUUCUGGAGUGCUCUGCAAACAAAAUAAUGCCACAUAUCAAAUCACAUUGUUCCUUCUCUAUGCCUUCAGCUACUGUGCCAGUGUCUUCAAAGUGGUACAUUUUAUAAAUGUAUAUUGAGAUGGGAGUGCUUCACUGCCAGCCCUGAAAUGCCCCGAAACUGCAUCAACAGAAAACAAAUUACUGUGCUGCUGGUGGCUUUGCAUUCUGCAUUGAAAUACAAUACAGUGUUUUUCAUCUCAAGGAUAUUGAAAGGACAUCCUGAAGUUUAAAGGGGCUAUAUGUAACUUUUUACAUGUAUAAAUCGUUUUGUAUCGCCCAUUAAUAAGCGAACGGUUAACUGAUGUGAAAAAGUAGAUGUUCACUGUCUAUCUGUGUUGCCUGUAUAAAAAGUUUCCCUGGGUCGUAUUUUCCGCGAAAGCUCCAGGAAGUCACAUUUUAUGCACGUUCUCAACGUCCUCCUCACUCCGCUCCGCUUACAGAGAUCAAAAGUACAAACUCAUCACACACUCCCGGUCUUCACCUCCACAGCCAGAGGCCGACUUCCACACACUUCUAUCCGCCCUAGGAGCUCUCAAAGGCGGACAAACUCAUCACACACUCCUGCUCUCAGCCAGUGCCUGCCGAGACUGUCGUUUGUAGGAUGUAGAACGAAUACAGACACACUCUGUAAACAUUAUGCCGGUAAAUAUCCAGUGUUUCGCAGCCGAUGAUGAUGCUCGUUUGUGUACGUACGAGCACGUAUGACGAGCACGCGAGGGAGAGCGAGCAACAGGUUACUGGUGCAGUUCGCUUAACGGCCAUGUGGUAUCGCUACAAACACAGUAUUUUUGAAAGUUACAUAUAGCCCCUUUAAAAGAAAAUGUAGUAACGAGAAAUAAACGACUUAUUGUAUGCUGAAAGUUUCAGACUGAGCGCAGCGUGAAUGGGUGUUAACCUGGUUAAAAAAACAAUGUUACUGAAUUAUGGCUCAAACCUGCCUCAGUUUUACUUUGAGAUUGUUUGAGUGUGUCCCUCUUUAAGGCAAAACUUUCUCGGGUGCCCUUGCCGAGUUAUCAACAUUGAAGUAUUUUCCCUCUCUGUAAGCACUUUUUUUUUUUUUGCGUAAAAUGAGCUCAAGGUGCAGAUGAAGUGGGUCUUUUUAUUCACCAGCUAUAAACAAAUGAAUGUGAUGUCUUCAACUUCAGUACUGCUGAACCUGAAAAUCCUUGAAGUGGCCAUUAGUUGAUGUAGAGAUUACAGUAUACAAACAUACAACUGAUGCCAAAUUAAAGCUAAGCCUAUGUUGAGAUCAUAUCAGUGCACAAACAGAAUCCCUUCAUCCUGCAGUGAAAUUCUUUCAUUCAUUGUGAGUUGCAAGAUGUUUGCAUUGUGUGCAAAACUUGAACUCUCGGCUGCAGCUGUUUCAGAUUGGUUCCUUUAUCACUUCGACAUAUUCAGACAAUGACUCAAAAUUUUGAAUUAAUGUUUUUGCUGGAGCUGUUGCUGCUUUUUACACGUCACCAGUUAUGCACCUGAACUGUUUUCAGGUCUAAUGCAAUAUGACCACCAAUAUGCACCACAACCAUAUCUGCUCAGUGCUGCUGUAUGAUAAAAGCUGAACUGGGAUAUCUCGUCUAUGUGCAGUCUUGACAGAUAGACAUGCUGCAGUGCUGAAUGUACUUCGUGGUGCUCACAGCAACUAAAACCUCCUGUUCAGCUUUAAUACUCAGAAACCACAUUGAAUUUAGAACUGGCCCCUCAAGUUUUAGUCACUAAACCUCAUGCUGGAUCACUCAAAGACUCUGUACUCCACUCACUCAGUUGAUUCAAAACAUGCCCAACAGAUACAUCAAACAUAUCUUGUUUAGUAGUAUCUGUGAUAUCUUUUGUUUUCGUCCUCUGACUGUCAACAAUAUUUAAGUUUUUCUGGCGUGUUUAGUCUAUUAACAACCAAAACAAAGAGUACAUGGAACUGGACUUCAAUCGGGGUUUUAUCUGUUUUAUCUCAAACAAUCUGCAUAGUAUAACAAAGUGUUUUGUUAUCGCCACAAACACAAUCCCAGUUGUAUGAACCUGGCAUUUACCGAAACUGUCUUUAACUCAGUGGUGCACUCAUGGUUGCAAGGGGAGCUGUGAUGAAAAACGAUUUUAAGAGUUUUUCUGCAAAAUGUGUGCAAACUUCGGAGUCAAAACUUCCAAUAUUCAGGGAGAGGACAGACCUUUGACAAUAAAUACACAAUUCUUAAAAGUGUUUGAGUGGGUAAUGCAUAAUCUAUCACACAUCAUCCUGGACAAGAUAUUAAAGUAAAGUGAAUGCCUCUUAAAGAUUUCUUUAGAAAUAGUCAGAGGAUUGUCUCUACCUGUGAGUCUGUAUGUUUACAGAAUCUUCAAGAUGAUUUUGCAGAAGAACUCUGUCUUUCAGCAGUGCUCCCCCUUUAAUAACAGUGUGCCUACAUUUGACUGAUCACUACAUCUCAACAUUUAUCAUCUUCACAUACUACUUGAUAAACUGCUGCAGUGUUCAUCAUCUAUGCAUCGGGGAAGUCUAAAAAGGUCUCUCUAUGCAACUAUUUUAUUUCUGUCUUUCCUUCUUUAAUGUUUUGUAUCCUUCUGUCGGACCCUGGUCUAAAAUGUGUCUUUCUGAUCUUCAUCAUACGUGGAUCAGUGAAAAACCUGUUGUCUUGCUCGAUGACGUUAAGUUAUAAAUGUCCUGAGAUAUUCUGUGCAAUCAGUUGUUAUUUCGAGGCACCUUUUGUUCCCCCUGCUCUCCUGAUAACGUAAUGCUUUUUGUAUUUUUUGUCUAUUUUGGUUUUGGCUUUCCCUCCAGCUCGGUCUCUAUUCAUUUUCUCUGCCAUGCUAAACCUACCUGUUUAAUUUGUCACUAAACAGCUUUUACAAUGUCAGCAUGUGCACUAGACUUUGGCAUUUAGUCAUUUGGAUUGUGCAACUGUUCUUCUGUGAGUUUUAUUCUUCUUAACCUUUAACUAAAUGUCAAAAUGUUCUUCACCUGUUUUUACUCUGUUGCUUUUUUUUUUGCAAAAAAGUUUGUGCAAAUUCUGUAGUUUUCAUUACAUAGGUUUCCUGAAGGGAUUAUUUUAAGUUGACUUUUGUAAUGUACGGUAUGCGUUUAUCCAAAUAUAAUUUAGGUGUAUGUGAAUAGAGUAAUGACAGUAUAGUCAAUGGCACUGUUUACUUACCAGAGUUGGAACAUUGAAUAAACUACACCUUUGUC